Eublepharis macularius is the source of this 1851-nucleotide messenger RNA. RefSeq names its product multivesicular body subunit 12A (gene MVB12A). The transcript has 9 exons. Gene Ontology annotation, cellular component: cytosol; ESCRT I complex. The coding region runs from base 132 to 935 and encodes 267 amino acids. Gene Ontology annotation, biological process: virus maturation; endosome to lysosome transport via multivesicular body sorting pathway; viral budding. The record is from RefSeq and is a predicted model, not a curated record. Lineage: Eukaryota; Metazoa; Chordata; Lepidosauria; Squamata; Eublepharidae.
GCUCCUCCCUCUCCGCCGUUCGCUUCCCUCCGCGGAGCAGCCGGUGGUGGCAGCCGUUGGCGCGCCCCGUUUCUCCCCCUCCCCGCCAAGCCUGAGCCUCCGUGGCCGCCGACAACUGUCCCGAAGCCGCCAUGAACACCCCGCUCACCGGCCUGGGCUGGACCUCCGCCGCCAGCGUGGCGCCCGCUGGCUGGACUGCGAUCACAACCACUGUGGAAGGAGCAUCUGCAAACUUUGGAAAGGGAUUUGCACAGAAGUCUGGUUACUACCUGUGCUUUACUUCAACUAUAAGCAGUGAGAACCCCGCAGGUGAUAUAAUAGCUGAUGUGGUAAUCCUGAGUGACAAAUCUCCGCUGCCUUCUGGAUAUGUUCAUGUUAAAGAGUUUUUAGAUCCAAAAACGUCUGUCUCUAAGAAGAAACGGCUAUGUUUAAAGCUGAUUCCAUUGGGAGCCACAGAACUAGCUGUGUUUGAGAUCCUGGUGAGCAGCAAGAGCAAAGUACUCCCAAACUACCUGCGAAUAGGGGAAAUGAGUGGCUUUGCACUGUGGUGUAAAAAGGAUCAUGUUCUCAAACCCAAACCCCUUCCCAAGCCUCGGAAGAUCAAUCUGGAAAUGAAGCAACUUUCGCUAGAGCCUGACAAUACAGAUGCCCCACCAGAAAAGCCUGCAGCUCCAUUUGGCCCCAAAAGACAAGCUACCCUUAAACCUCAUGAGUCCAUAUACGAGAGUUCAAAUGUCUAUGCCAUUUCAGCCAUGGAUGGGGUACCCUUUGCUCUGCACCCUAAAUUUGAGAACAGCAUCAGUAGUAGAAGCAGUGCCUCUUCAUUCUUUAAAGAUGUACAUAUUAAAUCUCUCACUGACAUUGAGAAAGAGUAUAACUACGGCUUUGUAGUUGAAAGAACGGCCGCUGCCAGACUCCCACCUACCAUCUCGUAGCAGUUUCUUCCAGAAAACGUAGUGAAUGUCAAGGCGCUUGGGACACAGGACAAUCAACUAAUGCUGCAGAGGUGAUGGAAGUGUUCUUCUAAAAGGAGCCCCACUUUAGAUGCUGAAGCUUGUAAAUAUGACUUUGCCUGUGAGAUAGUAACAGGGUAACACGCACUACAUUUUGCUACAAGUACAAACCAGAUAUUUUUGUAUACUUUUUCCCAGCACGGGCAUGUAAUUUUCUAUGCAAAGCACUUUUUGAAAAACCUUAUUUCGUGGGCAAAACUCUCCCUGUACAUACUUGUGCUCAGUAUGUGCAGCUGAAGUACAAAGAAGGGAAAGCACGUUUAGUAAAAAUUAACAGCCCAGUUGAUCUGAGCUCCAGGAAAACGUUCUGUAAAUCCAUUCACUCUAAAAUCAACCAUAUCAUUCAAGCCUAUCGACGUAAGGAAACACAGGACAUAGAGGCGCCGGGCUGCAAAAGUUUCAGCCAUAUUUCAAAAUGCACUGAUUGCAGUUUAAUUACCAAAUCCAUGACCACUUUUCCAGGAGCAGAAGGGCAAUACAAAAAUCAACAGAUAUUGUCAUGGCUGAGUAAAAUUGAAAGUUAGUAUAGCCUCCCCCACCCGCUCGCCCCAAGUCUUAUUGUGGUUUCCAAAGCUGCACACUUGAAAUUGCAUCCCAGCAUCAAACGGGGGUGAAAAGGCCUGUCCACUGUCACAAGAAUAAAUACUCCUCUUGCGAUGCUGUGUGCCAGUUGUUCCCUUGUGUUGUCCUUCACAUCUGCCAGGGGAAAAUGAAUGGGAUCUGUCUCAGGAAGGCACUUUGAGCUUUGUACUGCCCAGAAAGAACUGCAGGAUUCUGUCCACCAUCCAGGCAAGGAAGAAGUUGGCCAUCAGGACUUGAGUGAUCACUAGCUUAAACU